Molecule: messenger RNA, 1158 nt
Organism: Tarenaya hassleriana
Lineage: Eukaryota; Viridiplantae; Streptophyta; Magnoliopsida; Brassicales; Cleomaceae
Product: 14-3-3-like protein GF14 psi
Exons: 5
Coding region: 133-924 (263 amino acids)
Biological process (GO): signal transduction
Cellular component (GO): cytoplasm
Source: RefSeq, a predicted model, not a curated record
UCUCAUACUUUAAAUAUCUGCGCAUCGGCGAUUUGUCCUUCUUCUUAUUCUUCCUUUUUUUAAAAGCCCUAGCCUUUGGAUCCGAUUUUCUGACAAAAAAAAAAGGUUUCGCUCUAAAGCAGUACAUUUAAGAUGUCGACUGGGUCAUCACGGGAAGAAUUUGUUUACAUGGCAAAGUUGUCCGAACAAGCUGAACGUUACGAGGAAAUGGUUGAAUUCAUGGAGAAGGUUGCCAAGACUGUGGAUGCCGAGGAACUUACGAUUGAGGAGAGGAAUCUGCUCUCUGUUGCCUACAAGAAUGUCAUUGGAGCCAGAAGAGCUUCAUGGAGGAUCAUCUCUUCUAUCGAGCAGAAGGAAGAGAGCAAGGGAAACGAGGAUCAUGUUGCUACAAUUAAGGAUUACAGGGGCAGGAUUGAAUCUGAACUUAGCAAGAUCUGCGAUGGGAUUUUGAACCUUUUGGAUUCUCAUCUCAUUCCGGCUGCCUCUUCAGCCGAAUCUAAAGUCUUCUACCUCAAAAUGAAGGGCGACUACCACAGGUAUCUUGCCGAGUUUAAGACUAGCGCUGAGAGGAAGGAGGCUGCUGAGAGCACCUUGUUGGCUUACAAGUCUGCUCAGGAUAUUGCUGUUACUGAGUUAGCUCCCACUCACCCAAUCAGGCUGGGUCUUGCACUUAAUUUCUCCGUUUUCUACUACGAGAUCCUUAACUCCCCCGACCGUGCAUGCAACCUUGCCAAGCAGGCUUUCGACGAAGCUAUAUCCGAGUUGGAUACACUUGGUGAGGAAUCAUACAAAGAUAGCACUCUGAUUAUGCAACUUCUCAGGGACAAUCUGACUCUGUGGACUUCAGACAUCACUGAUGAGGCGGGUGAUGAGAUCAAGGAAUCAGAAAAGCCUGUAGGUGCAGAGGAUGAACAGAAGCAGUAAAAAAACACUAGAAGAUGAAGAAGGAGAAGGAGAGCAAUUAAUAUCCUAUGGGGUUUGUUAUAUGGACACACACACUUGUAGUCUUCUCGUCACAUGCUUUCGGAAUUUCGUGUUAUGUCUUAGGAACAGAGACCCUUUUUCUAUUGAUGGUGUUUUAGAUCGUUUGUUUCACACACAUUUCGCUUUCCUUGAUGUUGAUUUCUUUUUUUUUCAUUGUGUUUUGACCUUUUUUUU